This is a messenger RNA of Drosophila bipectinata, 5381 nucleotides long. RefSeq names its product anastral spindle 1 (gene ana1). The record is from RefSeq and is a predicted model, not a curated record. Lineage: Eukaryota; Metazoa; Arthropoda; Insecta; Diptera; Drosophilidae.
CCGAUAGCAAUUACAAGACUUCCCUGCGCCUGCGCUUCGCCCGCUUGGGCUAUGGAGGAAUUUUUAAAGACGUUGGUGUUUGAGUUUGUACUCAAAUUUAUUUCGAUUGCGUGUCAGUAAACUGUGUUGUAAAUGUUUCCUUAACUAACUAAAUAAGUUGAGCAGAUGGCUCUGCACAUACCUGUGAAAGGAAAGUUCGGAAAAGUCAUCACUAGGCUCGACGACCCGGAGAGGGUCCGAAAAGAUCUUGAGAGCCAGCGUCGCAUAACUCGUUUACAGCAGGUGCGUGAGAAGUCCGACCACCUGGCCCGGAAAAUACGAGAGGAUGUGGCCGCUGAAAAGAAAAAACAAAUCAAAAAUUUGGAGGACCUCAAGCAGAAGGAGCUAAAUGCUUGGCGCGAGCAUGUUUUGGUCAAAAAGCACCAAGACUACCGGUCAGCCAUUUUUCAGGUGGGCGCCGCCCAUCAAGCCGCAAAGGAGGAAAACGAAAGGAAUGAGGUUUUAAAACAGCAGAAGAUCGAUAAAAUCAAGAAUGCCCGCAAGCAAGCCAUGAAAAGAUCUGGCAGAGCAAAUGUGGAACUACGACCAACGACGGGGAUGAAGCUUAACGUUGAAGGUCGCGUCACGGCCGGUACACAAACGCCCUCCCUUCCAAUCGAGGAUAAGGAAAACCGAUUGGCUGGUGGUGUUGAAAAAUCAUGCCUUAAAGGCUGCUCAAAUAUGGGUAAAACCACGACGAAUAAGAAUAAAAAAUGCGGUUGUCCUGGACCUGAAGAAGAUUCUCCAAGCGAAGAUGACGCCUCGAUCUUACCCACUGAGUGCGUAGGUCACCGGAGGUCAUCGCCUGUGAUAGUGGAUGCAGAUAUUGACGAUUCAGAUGGCGAAGCGCUUCAUGAAAAAGGCGGCAUGGAGAUUGGGGAUCGUUUUAUGCAAACAAACCGCAAAUUUAGCCACAUAGUGCGGACUAGUCCGGACAGAAGCCCGGAAAGGACUCCAGAAAGUCCGCGAAGACGAAGAUUUACACAGAUAACAGACCUCGUCAAGAGAACCGCGAACAUGGGGACCGUACGCUCAGAAGGCUGUGAGGAGGAUGAACCAAGACGAUCUAUUCCACCAAGCCCUACAAAGUCAUUGCCACCGUCACCAAGAAAAGUUACGGUAAGGGCGGAGCUAGCUCCUCCGCCAGUAACUGCUAGUGUGCAUAAAUCAUCACAUGGAUCCCCCAAGAAAACGCAGUCUAAAUCAUCAACUCGGCAGCCGGAACCAUUGAAACGAACAGGAGUGAAAACUAAUCCGCGUCCGCCCAAAGUUAUAGAUGCGGGAAUUCAAAAGAAUCCUAAAAGCAAGAACAUUCCUUCAAAAUCGACUAUUUGCGAGGAUCAGCCACGAGAGAAAGAAUCCCAGCAAAAGAUUCCUUCCAAUCCACAAUUCCCAAUGCCACCAUUUCCCUAUCCUCCCCAAACUGGGCCGUGCAUGAAUCCUUAUCCCCAACCGUAUGCAAUGACCUAUACGAUGCCAUAUCCUAUGCAUCCACAAUUUAUGCCACCACCGCCCCCUCCUCAACCACCACAUCCUAUGUACGCCCAACAACCAUUUCCGGUUCCUGUUCCCGCCGUGACAGCUCCUCCAAGUAUGGCCACCACCUCCUGUGCUUCAACCACCACGUUUCCUACGAGUCAAGAGCCAAGAACGACUCAGUCUCAGCCGGGGCGCGUUCAAUUCUAUGACCACGGGAAUAAAUACCAUCGAACUUAUGAUGCCCCAACCCAAUCGGUACAUUCCACUGGACAGGAUUCCAGCCAACCAAAUGCCAUGGAUAAUGCGCGUGUUGAAAACCAACUAAGGGAGCUCAGGGAGCAGGAGCUGAAUAAUCUUAGAAAAAUUAGCGAAUCUCGGGGUCAGAAAGCUCUGGAACGCGAACAAGUUCGCAGGGAUUGUGCUGAGUUGACAGAGAAGUUGGAUGCCCUAGUCCAACAGCAACCCCAGCUUCUUCCCAGUGAUGCAAACUUCAUAGCCAGUCAUCGAUACGCAGACGCAGCUGUUAGAAGGGAGCAAAAGAUGAACGAAGCUAUGGAGGAGAUGUUACUGCGUCCAACUAUUAUUACUUGUCCAGAAGUGAAAGACCUGAGUCCACUAGCUUCGGCGAAAGCCAAAUCAAGUAAAGAUCUAGGAGCCAUAAACGUAGGAGCGUGUCCAACUCCAAAAGAGAGGCUAGAGCUGGGUAGUAGCGAAAGCUGUACCGAAAUCCUCUUAGAUUAUGUCGAUGAUCAAAGCAAUCAGCUGAGAUCGGACCUUAAAUCCGAAGGGUCAAACACUGUGAAAUGCAUGAAGUUACGAAAUUUGUUGGACAGAAUCGAACAGAUCCGGAGCCAGUUACUGGAGGAGCUAAAGGCGGGCGAGGCUAAAGGAUCAAAGAGUGAAAAGGCUCAGGAUAUGAUCAACUCUAUACGCCAGGAGCGUGCGGAUAUCCUGUUUGAAAGAACAAGAAAUCUCAACGAACGGGAAUCGGAAUUAAAUCAGAAAGAAGCACUUCUGGAGAAGCGGUUGCGAAAGUUCUACAAGGAAACGAAGGGCAGAAAAGCCACUGGAGAAGAGGAGAUGACGCCCAAAGAAGAAAAGCCUGUCGAGAUAAUCAUCAAAGUAAGAAGCGAUGGCACAGUCAAGCAGUAUCUUCCGAAAGGGAAAUCGAAAUUCAAAGCAAUUUCGGAAAUAGUAAGUUCCGAAAAGGAUAUUCCUCUGGGCACACCCACAGAGGAAGAAAAGCAGACAGAAGCGGAAGCUACAAAGCGCCCCCCGGCGCUGGACCAGCAAAUCUCUAUUGACUCCAACUCGACGGCAUACAGAAGUCUGCCGGCCGUGAGCUACAAGAGCUUCAAUCCAGGCCCCAGUUCAGCUGCAUCGUCUCGUUGCGGCUCUGAUCCCGCUCCACUUCAUCCCACGGUCGUUAACUACAUCCAACGGUUGCUGGGAAUGUCCCGACAGUCAAUUGACAAUCUCGGUGUCAGCUCCUCGGAAGUGCCCACUCCUCCGGCAUCAAUUAUCGACUCGUCGAGGAAUAAAUCCCAAGCUGUCGAAUCCAACGAAACAAUCAUAGAUCAGCAGCGCUUGGAGCAGGUCCAGACUUUCAUCAGCGAUAAUCGCAGUUUCAUAAACGAUUUGGAGGACUCGUUGCGUAUGCGGCAGCAGGCUGAGAAAAACCAAAGGGUCUUCGAUAAGGAAACCAGUUCCAAAAGCUUCGAUGAGAUAUGGAAUGAAAGACUGAUCCGUAACCAGGACGAUUCGCAGCCAAAAAGUAAAGAAACGAAACAAAAAGACAAAGUACCUCAAAAGACAAAGGAAGUUCAGGGAGCAAGCCUACCUCAGUCGUCAUCUAAUAAGGGUCGACAUCUUCAGGGAGGAAACCUACCUCAGACAUCAAGUAUGCCAUUUCAGGGAGAACAAGGAAAAAGGAUACAAACUGUACAAAAACAAAAGCAAGACGCAAAGAACCCGAUUGUUAAUAAAAGCGAGUCGGAAAAAUCAAAGAAACUUCAGUCGGUAGCCACCAAAUCUAUAGGAAAACUGCCACCUAAAAGUGUCCAUGCCGAAAAGUCCAAACCCCAAGGCAAGGAAGAAUCAACAAAGCAAGUGGAACGCUAUGAACGCUUGGCUGAGAACUGCACCCAGAGGAUCGCCGAACUUACGGAUCUGAUAACCAAAGUGCGUGAGGAGAAGCAACGCCUGGUCGAGGUUACCCUCACAUCUAAUAGCGAUGGGGAACGGCAGUCCACGGAGUAUUAUGAUCUGCCGACCGGGCAGAUUCAACGACAGUCUCAGCAUUCAACGCAUUCGAGAUCGCGAACAGUAUCGGAUCGUAGCGAUACACAGACACCGUCCACAUCGGAAGCCCUUCCUCUGCAGAAAAAUAAACCUACAGCGGCCAGCAGGGACAGUGGAAUCGCUGACUCGCGGCCAUUAACGGCCAUGGGUCAGGUGACUGGAAUGGACGUGGAGCCCAUCUCCCUGCCUACCUCAACUCACAGCAAUGCCCAGCGACAUCGCACAAAAGCUCCCCCAGCUACCAUCCGGCGAUACAGUCCCCAACUGGAUGCUGAAGAUCUAGCCCACGAACUUUCCACAAUCGCAGAAGUAGAGACUCCAGGCCAAUCGCACAUUGUGGCCGCCACACCAGUGCCCCAGCCAUUUCCCACUUUCGAACAGUACGCCAGGGAAAUGAACCUUGAUCUGACUCAGUUUGACGCCAACCAGAGCCGGAAAAUGGAGCUGGAGUUCAAUGACUUGGUAAGGGCGAUCAACGAGCGCACGGGCGGAUCGGAUUACCGGGAGUUUCCAAGCAUAAAUGCCUAUUUGCAUAAUAUGAGAGAUGCACAGUGUCAUGGAGACUUUAAUGGGCAACCGCAUCAUGAUGAGACGACUCUGGCGCCGGAGGACCUAAGACAGUUACGAUUGCUGGAUGUGCACAUGCAGGAGUUUCCAAAUCGCAGGGAGUAUCUACAGAAAUUGUUAGCCAACGCACCUCCUGACCAGAGGCAGUUAAUAGACAGUGCUAGUCUUGAGUCUUCCGAUUCUCUCAACAUUGAAGAAGAGCUGCGACAACGGAAUAUCCUGAAGACCUCCUUUCGCCGGGCCAGCAAUGGGAGCGUGACGCCUUUGGCCCACGACGUGGCCAGUAGCACGCGCCGGGAGAGCGUUGCUCCGAACACCAAUGAUCUUCCGAAUGAGAGCGGAAUAGAUCCACUUGGAUCCAGUGACACGGACUUUUCGGAGCCCCGCAGACCCACCAGAACAAAGGAUAGGCAAACAAGACCACAGGAAGUGGAAGUAGGUAGCAGCACGGAUGUGUCCUGGGAGAGGCCUCAUCGAAAAUCCCGAUUGGAUGGCGGCACUAGGUCCCACAAUAGCUCCCAGGCUCAGGACGCCAGCCAGUUAGGCAGGUCUCUGAAUCUACGUGAGUUCCUCACCCGGGAGCUGCUUAAACAUCGCGGGAAUACAGGGGAAACUUCAAUGGAGAGUUCGGAUGAGUCCCUAAAAGGACAUUUCCUGAAAUCGGUCAUCAGUUCACUUUCCCCGAACAGCUCGCCCUACAACACGCCUGGCGUCGGAGUAAGCUAUGCUACCGGAAUCACCAAUGACCGCCAGAAAACCUCAACGCCGGUGGGAUCCUUUUCCAUGCCCGACAAGUCCCGAUCGGUUCAGAGCGCCGGUACUCUUUUCUCCGGCGAAAGUCGACUCUCCCUGGUGCACUAUCCAGACGGAACUCCACCAGUUCCUUACGAACAGCAGCAAAGUAAAAGUACAAACGAAACUCGCCAAACCUUAGGUCAUAAAGUUUCAGGUCAACGUCGAAGGUCGCCACGGAAGUGAUUAAAAUUUGCUCAAUU